AUGUUGUAUGUGCACAUGAUUUUGGCAAAAGAUGACAGUUUUGUGCUGAUUGAGAGUAUUUCUCAUUUUAGUUCUAUGGUUACAACUUACACCUGCUCUUGGCUGAGAAGGUAUUCUUCUCAGUUUGCUGAAGAACCUACAGAAAAAAUAAUGAGGAAACAUGAGAAUCAGGCUGAGAUGGAAAAGCUAACAAAGAUUGAUAGGAUUAGCAAUCUGCCGUGGGAUGUAUUGGAUACCAUCCUAGUGCGCUUACCUCUAAAAGAUGCUGCAAGGACUAGUAUCCUAUCCAGGAAGUGGAGAUAUAAGUGGACUGGCCUUUCACAGUUCAUUUUGAAUGAUAAAUGCAUCCACAAUUAUGUAUCAGACAAAGCAGCCAGAUGGAGAGAGAUCAGGAAAAUCAUUGAUCUGGUUCAAUCUAAUCACAAUGGCCCAAUAGAGAAGUUCAAGCUUGCAGCUUAUUGCUGUCCAAACUAUUCCGAUUUAGAGCAAUGGAUAAGUUUUUUAAUGGAGAAAGGUGUCAAGGAGUUAAUUAUCCGGGAGUUCAGUCUCGUUAAGCAUUUUAAGCUUCCAGCUUCUGUUUUCUGCUGUCCAAAACUCAGUCACUUGGAUCUUUAUGGUUGCAUAUUGAAGCUUCCUUCCUUGUUCAAAGGAUUUGAUUGCCUUAAAAUCCUUCAGCUCAGUCAUGUUUCCAUACUAAGCGAUACACUGGAACAUUUAAUCCGUAACUGCCCUGUUCUUGAGAAAUUGACAUUGUUAAACCUGGAUCAUCUGGCUUAUGUAAGGAUACAUAACUCAAACCUGACAUAUGUGAAAAUAGAUUCUGCAUUUGAAGAUAUCUGUCUGGGACAUAGCCCGCUUCUAGCCAGCGUUGACAUUCGUAUGUUACCUAUAGACGGAAGGAUCAUAUCUCAGCAGCCUGAGCAAGGGAAAGUUUGCACUCUAAUCAGAGUCUUUGGUUAUCUGCAUGGUAUAAACAGGCUAAGCUUUUCCAAUCAAUUUCUCGAGUUUCUUGCCAAUAACGAUGUGCCAGAAAGACUUCCUAGUCCAUUCUACAGCCUCUUGACCCUUGAACUAAAAGAAAUAAGAUUUACUAGUAUGAAAGGCAUCGCGGCUUCCAUUUCUAUACUCAGAAGCUCCCCAAAUUUGAAAGAUCUUCUUGUUACUGUUCACCCAUGUGAAGAUAUUUGCAAACCUGUCGUGGAUAUGAUGACAGGACAGUGCCAGAGUGAGUUUUAUUUCAACCAACUCAAAGUGGUGAAGAUUCGAGGGAUUAUUGGCACAAGAGCUGAGUGGGAAUUUCUAAAACUUUUACUUGCUCAUUCACCGGUGCUCGAGUCGAUGACUAUUGUAAAAUUCAGAGGUGAUAGAUUUUCUGAAUCAUUCUUGCAGGAAGUUGAGCGGGCUUCAAAACAUGUUAAGUUCAUUAAUUUUAGUGUUAAGGCUUGUAAACUAUUUAAGCUCAUCCACAGUUGUGAACAAGAGUUAAAGAUGAUUUCUAUGGAAGAACCUUUUCACCUGGAAAAGGGGAAGGCAAAGAUGGAUGAGCCUUUCUAUUGCAACAUUUCACCAAUAUGCCAGAAGUUUGGUAGGUGA
This is a messenger RNA of Dovyalis caffra, 1593 nucleotides long. The record is from the annotation of a GenBank genome assembly. Lineage: Eukaryota; Viridiplantae; Streptophyta; Magnoliopsida; Malpighiales; Salicaceae.